Molecule: messenger RNA, 456 nt
Organism: Geodia barretti
Lineage: Eukaryota; Metazoa; Porifera; Demospongiae; Tetractinellida; Geodiidae
Source: the annotation of a GenBank genome assembly
AUGUUCCGCCAAGGCGCCGCGUUCUGGUUUGUACUUGUGCUUGGCCUCCUCAUGGCCGCACUGAUCAUCGGAGGCGGCUUCUAUCUCGCCGUCCAACAAGGGGCUGUCGAACUGGGCUCGGCGCCGGACAUGGAGGUCACGAUGAGCGCGGCGCCUUCGACUGUUGCCGCGGGCGAGAGUGUGACAUACACCACAAACUACACCAACAAGGGCGAAAAUCCGGCAGGGUCGGUGUCGCUGACGGUCACUUUGCCUCAGGGGACUACGAUAGGGGAAAUCGUCCCCGCCGCCGCAUGCACCCCUUCCGAGUCAACGGUGGUCUGUAGGCUGGGGGACGCAGAAUCCGGGGAGGCAGGGCAGCGUUACGGUCACCGCGACAGUAGCUUCAACGGCGACGAAGGGUACCCAGUUGGAGGCGGGCGCAGAGAUCGAGACCGCCACUACCCGGGAUAUUAA